Molecule: messenger RNA, 1417 nt
Organism: Vitrella brassicaformis
Lineage: Eukaryota; Vitrellaceae
Source: the annotation of a GenBank genome assembly
GAUCGAUGCAUGUGUGUUGAAUCCGACAUCCAUGCACCGCACCAUGAAAGGUCUCAGUCGUUCAGCCCAUGGUGCACAUGAAGCCCGCCCCCGCCCCUCGCGCAUCCGUGUGUUUCGCUCACACACCCACACCCACACAGACAAAGAGUCAGGUUGUUCCCGACCCUCCCCCUGAGAUCUCCCAUCUGUGUGCAGCCUCAUCUCGCCCACCAGACGCACACCACUCGACACACGCUGUCUGUCUCUAUCUUACUCAAUGGCCAGCAGAGAGCGUGAGCAGCCAGUGUGGCAGCCCAUGGUGAACUGGUCCGCCACCAGCCCUCUUAUUGGCCGCUCCUGUGGGCGGCGUCGUCUCGCUGUCCCUCCCUCCACAGGUCCUUCCAGAACCCGUGGACGAAGACGUGUGUCUCGUUCAAGCUAUAGGGGGCCUCGGCAAAGCCGCUGGGCGUGUGUUGCAUGUGGCCCUUGAUGCUCUGCGUGUGCUUCUCGAGGUUCUCAAUCAGUGUACACACACGUUUGACGGCCGCGGCGCCCUUCAAACUAGGCGUACAACAGAGAGAAGCGUGUGGAAGUCUGCGGUGCAUGUGUGUGCAGGCAGGUGUGUCUGACGCACUUGAUGAUGACGCUCUUGGUAUGCGCCAGGAAAUUCACGCUGAGCUUCAACGUGGGCCUCAACUUGACAAUACGCCUUCACACACACACACACACACACACACACACAUAGACACACACACACAAAGACAUGCCUGGUUGUCGGGCACCCUUCCCCAUGUCUAUGUCUAUGGCCGCUUACUGGUGUAGCUGCUCCUUCUCGGCCUGAGUGGCCAGCACGAACGUGCGACGGCCGUGCACCUCUGUCCAGAGUGCCUGCCGGAAUUCCACGACGGCCUGCCUGGUCUCGUCAGUGGUGGAGAGUUCAUCGGCAGAGCUGGCAGGGGUCUCUCUGAUGCUCCGCACGUGGUCCUCGAGCUUCUCAAUCAGGUCGCUCACACGCGUGACGCCUACGACGGUACGCAAACUGAUGGGUGGACAACACCACACACACCCAACACACAUGGAUGGAUGGUGUUUUGCAAUGGGUGGGUGGUUGAGCAGCCAUGUGGCGUACUGUACCCCAUGAUGAAGGCCUUGGUCUGCUCCAUGAAGCUGUCGUCCACUCUCAAGGUGCUCUUCAUGUCGAUGAUACGCCUGCACGGGCCACAGCCAUUCAGCUGGUGGUUCGAAUCGGCCAUCUGCAUUCCCCUCUCCAUUCCCGUCCUUACUUGUACAGCUGCUCCUUGUCGGCCGGGGCGGCCGGUAAGGGCGCAGCCUCCUGUGCCUGCAUCCUGAACGGACAAAAGCAAUUGGACAAAAGAAAGAGAACCAGCCGUGCUGACCUUGACGGGCGAGAAAGGCCGCCCGUCCCCCUUCUCGCGCC